AUGACGAAGAGCUGCUAUGAAUGCGCAGAGAAGAACCCCGCCCACAGCCUGUGUACGCGCUGCAACAAGUGGUUGUGCAGCACAUGCGCUGAACAGCACCGACACAGCAAGGGGAGCGGAGAGCAUUAUCUGCCGCCUUUCUGUUUGUGCUCCGCAGGGACCGACGGCAGCUCCGGUAACGUCUUGUAUUGCCCCCUUCACACUCAGGAGACGCUGAAGUUAUUCUGCGAGUCAUGUGACAGUCUGAUCUGCCGCCAUUGCCUCGUCCUGGAGCACAAGGAUCACAGGUUCCGGAGGCUGGAGGAGGCUCUGCAGAAUCAGCGGGUUCUGCUGGAAAAUGUAAUCACACAAGUGGAGGAGAAGAAAAUUGUCGUGCAAGCAGCCGGGAAACAGAUAGAGGACCGGCUGUAUGAAAUGAAACACAUGCACCGGAAGGUGGAGAACCAGAUCAAAAUGACCAAGAUGGUGAUUAUUAAUGAGCUGAGCAAGAGGAUGAACUCACUGCUGGAGCAGCUGGAGAAAAUCACCAACGAGAAGCAGCAGAAGUUUGAGCAGCAUUUGCAGUCGGUGCUGGUACUGAACCGUCAGCUGGAUCACGUACAGAACUUCAUCAACUGGGCCAUGUACAGCAAGAACAGCGUCCCCUUCCUGUUCAGCAAGGAGCUGAUUGUGUUCCAAAUGCAGCACCUCCUGGAGACCAGCUGUGGGGGCGAUUUUGGACGCCCACUAAAGAUGAAAUUCAGCUGGGAGCCGUCCUUCUGGACCAAACAAAUAUCCAACUUAGGUUGUAUACUGACUGAUCCUGCGCACAUUUCUCCCUCUGACGCCCCCAGUUAUGCACCAGUGGAAGACCUACAGCCAUCGUACUAUCAAGGUCACCACCAACCCGGCACCCCCCACCUGACUUCCAUUUCUAGCACCCAGAACUUCACCCCUACUGUCCAGUGCCCCACCCCGGUCUGCUGUGCUCACUGCCACACCUUGCCAUCCGUCACCAAGAGCCAACCGGUCAACAGCACCGUCAGCCACCACGUCAACUUCACCCAUUCCACCACCAUCAAGCAGCAGGCAGUGCAGCCCCUACAGUACAGUGCGACCAAGGAGCAGAAAUGUCUCUCCCGCCCCCUGAGGGUCAUCCAGCCAUGGCUGUCCCAGCAGCCACAAAGUGAACACGACAGCUCAUCUUACUGGUCAGAGAGCCAGCAGCAGAGAGCGGCCGCUGUCCAGCCCACCGUACAGACUGUGGCCCCUAUCUGCGCCGUGACAACUCAGGAUUUCAGCCAAGUGCACACGACCAUCCCGCUGACAACGGCGGCCUCCCUGCAGGCCCCAUCAGUGCAGAUGCAACUUGGCCCAGUGCACAGUGUCAGUCAUGUGCAGCAGCAGCAGCGACAGCAGGGCCAGGCCCAGACAGCACUGGGCCCAUCUGACCCUGGCCACGAGCAGGUCAUGCACCACAGCUUGGACCUCAUUAACCAGCAGUUUGAGCUGGAGCAAAUGCAGAAGGGCCUGGAGCUUCUACUGCAGAGCCAGCCGUCCAAUGUGCAGCUCAACCAGAGCAAACAGCCCCAGCACGUCCAACAAACCAUCGUAGGCCAAAUCAACUACAUUGUGCGUCAGCCAGCUCCGGUGCCCCUACAGAGUCAGGAGGACGUGGCGCCGGUCUGUGAUGACCCCAUAUCUCCUGGAGGCCACACGGUCGAUCUGUCCCCCGUCACCAGCCAUUCUCCUGGUAUCUCCCAAACCCAGUCUAUAGCAGACGAGAUCAUUGCUGCAGUGGAGAAUGAUGCGUGUCGGCGGAAUCAGCUUAACGCCAGUCCCGCCAGGAAGCGCUCAGCCUCGGAAAGUUUCUCCAAUUCCCCUGAGCCGGGGUUAUCGUCGCCCCGCCUGUCGCGCUCGGCGGACCCCCAGAUGCAGCCAGUGCCAUGCCAGUUUUUCGUCCAGCCAGCUGACAGAUGUUACAGCGCAGAAGCAGAACCAGAGAGAAUCUCUGCUUUCGGACAAGUGGAAGCAGCUGUGAGCGAGAGCAUGCACUUAGAACCCAACGAUCACCUAGCAACAGGGGGCGCUCUCCUGGGAAAUGCUAUAUGUAAGAUUGAGAAUGAGAAUUUCAGCUGCGGUGAGCCUCCAGCUGAGCCCCCUUUGGCUAAUGACAACACAUCCUCCCUGAAUGACAUUGUCCUGCCACUGGAAAAUAUGUUCGAGGAGCCCAUAAAUCUGUCUCUUAAGAAAUGUUUUCCAAGGGAACACCCGCCAGCUCCCAGGAAAAUCGUCACUCCUCCCCAGCCUGUUAUCAAGGAGAUCAAAAACGAGGCCGAUUCUGAAAACCAUUUCAAGCCGCGGUAUCCCGAGGACAGGAGGACCCAACAGGAAGCUCCCAGGCCAGAACCCAAAGAAACCAAAAUCCCGUAUGUGCGCCUGGAACGCCUGAAGAUCUGUCCCCAGGAUUCAGGAGAGCUCCCCGUCUUCAAGUUGCAGCCGAAGAAGAAGAAGAAGGAUGAAGAUGGCUCGGUGCACUUACUGGUUAAAUAUGGAGCCAGAUCUAGGAGCAUGUCCAUAAAGGUGAACACAGAUAACACGUCCUCAUCCUCGGCCUACAGCGAGCCCCCGCAGCAAGCCCCAAUAGCAUACACUACGAACUCCCGUCCCACGCCGAACCCUGUGCCCCCACCACCCCCACCCAAGCCCCACGUCUUCCCACGGAUACACUCCUACACGGGUGGGACGGGUCAGGAGAUCCGACAUAUGGUGGCACCUGAGGCCAUGGAAGAGCAGAGCCAGGCCGGUAAAACCAUCCCGGGGCCGCUGCCUAUGAAGAAGUCGGAGGGCCGCGGCCACAUUGAGAACGAAGAUUUCUGCGCGGUUUGCCUGAACGGAGGGGAGAUGCUCUGCUGUGACAACUGUCCGAAGGUCUACCACCUGUCCUGCCACGUCCCAGCUCUGCUCAGCUUCCCAGUCGGGGAAUGGGUCUGCACGCUGUGCCGCAACAUGAGCAAGCCGGAGGUGGAAUAUGACUGUGAUAACGUUCGGUAUAGCCGCGACAAUAAAAUAGAGGAGGGGAUGUUACCGCACCUUGACGCCUGCAAUCAGAGGAAGUGUGAGAAGUUGGUUCUCUCUCUGUAUUGUAACAGUCUGAGUGUCCCCUUCCAGGAGCCCGUCAGCCCCCUGGCACGUCACUAUUACCAGAUUAUCAAAAGGCCGAUGGACCUGUCAAUCAUCCGGAAGAAGCUGCAGAAGAGGAACAUCCCCCAUUACUCCACCCCCGAGGAACUGGUGUCCGACAUCCGGCUCAUGUUUUGGAACUGCGCUAAGUUUAACUAUGAGGACUCGGAGGUGGCCGAAGCCGGAAGGAACCUGGAAGUGGUCUUCGAGGACUUGCUGAAAGAGGCUUAUCCUGGCCGCAUCUUUCCCUUUCCUCAGGAAGAAGACUCGGAAUCCGAGGAAAUCGGGCCUGAGAACUGUCACAUGAAAGGCUUUCACUGGCCGCCCUAUGGACAAGAGUGCGUACAGCCCAAAAGGAGGAGGCGCCACACUAUCAGUCAGAAAGCUAAAGAAUUCAACUUGUGUUAA
Nanorana parkeri is the source of this 3570-nucleotide messenger RNA. RefSeq names its product tripartite motif containing 66 (gene TRIM66). The coding region runs from base 1 to 3570 and encodes 1189 amino acids. Gene Ontology annotation, molecular function: protein binding; zinc ion binding. The transcript is spliced from 19 exons. NCBI's taxonomy places the organism in Eukaryota, Metazoa, Chordata, Amphibia, Anura, Dicroglossidae. The record is from RefSeq and is a predicted model, not a curated record.